UUGGCAGUCGGACACAUGGCCUUGUCCCUCGUCAUGAGUCCCAUCGCUCUUUCCUCUCUCUUUCCUCUCUUGCACUCUCAUAGGACAUGGCAGCUUCCUUCCCACCCUUGUUCGGGGCGAUCUACAAUCUUCCUUUCCUCCUCAGAUUCAUCCACGAAAGAACUCUCUUGAACAACUUCAAGUCCUUAGCCCAACGCUUCUUGUGGCACCCACUGCAAGUGCCUAAGCCACAGAGUCAUUCCCGGAGAUGACUUCAAGUUGAUUCCUCCUUCAAUCAAGACAGCCACCUCUCUGUUCAGUAGGUACUCUGUUCACAGACUAAGGUACCUAGGGCCCACCCCCCAUUUCUUCUCUUUUCCUCAAUCUCACACUCUUCUCUUGUUCCAUUCCCUCUUUGUACCAAGGGAUGAGAUUUUCGCCUUCAAACCUAACCCCCAAUCCAGCAACAUAAUAUCAUCUUACCAUUUAUUUCUCCAAGCACACUCGCCAUGGCCUCCCCCGGCUACUUUUGACCCAAGCAAGAGAUGUGAUGUCAUUCUCGUGCUGGAUGCCUUGUCAUAUAACGUCCAACCUCAGGCAGACUUCUAUCACCAGUUCUGAGGCUCUGCCCCUCUCUGUGUUUGUGCCCCACCAUGACGUUCUUGUUAGCUUCCACGCAUCCUCAAUUGUGAUACCCUUUACAUGUCCAAGAACCACGCUACGCAUGUCUCAUCUACUUUGAGACGAUAUCAUCUCUAACCCCGAUGCUCCCUCCUCCUUGUUCAACUCCUAUCUCUCACGACAAAUUGAGCCUCUCCUCGUCAUAGACCCUCGGAUUCUUGGGUCUCCCCGUUGCCAUGUCACAAGUCGCAACGAGGCACGCCUCGAAAGGGGCAACCAAGGUCAAGCGCCGGACCGCCCGAGCCUGUGAUCGGUGUCGACUGAAAAAGGCAAAGUGCGAUGGAGCUUCCAGAUGCAAGACAUGCGAGCAGAACGAUGGUAACUGCACGUAUACCGCGCGACGUAGCCGCGAAGCAAGGACUUAGUAAAUAUUUCUCAAUCUCAUUCAAUCCCCUUCUAACUAGUAUCUUUUCAGUUACUCUCAAAUGCGAGAGGUCAUGGAUGAGGCUCUCCAGCGACUUUUCAACGCUUGUUAUCACAACACCGGGUUUCCUGGACAACUUCCACCUCACCUCAAUCACUCACCAUCGACCAAUGACAUUUUAAAGGCAUUGGGCCUGAUGACGCCAGAGCUCGAGGACGAGUCCAUCGACACUCCGCUGAGAACGACUACUGCACACUCCUCCUCCAACAUUGCCUCCCAACGCUCAAUCUCUCCUACCGGUGACCUUCGUGUCGCACAAAGUUCUCUCCAUAUGCUCCCCUCUUUAGACCAAGAUGAUUCGCCGUCAUCAAGGCCAUUGUCACGCCCCAAUCAGCCUGCAAGCCUACCGUCUGCCCCGGCUGUUCUCCCCUCACAACUUCCAGAUAUCCAAGCGCAGACCUCACGAAUGACCGCUCCGGGAAUCGGCCAGAGAGGCCCAGACGUCCACACGACCUCGGACACGCUCCCGGACAUGGAGAACUUCGUUAAUCUUGCACUGUGUGAAAUGCCAACGAGCAGCAUGCAGCAAUCGUCUUCCAGGUUCAACGACAUGCCAGAUUUUGCGUUCAACCCACCCUCUUCCGGUUUGAUUCCUCAGCUUAACCUUGCCACGGACGACUGCUUAGCCCCAUGGCCCAGCACGGUGGCUGUAACCCACCAGGGUGGUUUCCGCGUACGAUGAUCUUUGGUUUCAAGCCACGACCACGUUUUUCAGCCAGCUGGCGAGGAGGUGGAGGAGGCGAAUUUUUAUUUCUUGCACAUUCAGUGUUGAUGCAGGGUUAUAGAUACUCCAAGUUCUUUCUUGCGCUGGAGGAGACUUGCAAAUUUUUUGGGUAAACCAUAUCCCCUAUGUGGGGGUUGUAUUCAUCGCUGGCGUAACCACAUCUGGUGGACAGGUGAAUUGUUUAUAUGGAUCUCCUAGCAUAGAGAAAUCCUCCCACUUUAUUGGGAAUGGAUCUGCUGUUGGAUGGGCC
This is a messenger RNA of Exophiala mesophila, 2058 nucleotides long. RefSeq lists its product as hypothetical. The transcript has 2 exons. Gene Ontology annotation, biological process: regulation of DNA-templated transcription. Lineage: Eukaryota; Fungi; Ascomycota; Eurotiomycetes; Chaetothyriales; Herpotrichiellaceae. The record is from RefSeq and is a predicted model, not a curated record. The coding region runs from base 1086 to 1766 and encodes 226 amino acids. Gene Ontology annotation, molecular function: zinc ion binding; DNA-binding transcription factor activity, RNA polymerase II-specific.